GCCACUGGGGGGCGCUGCUCUGGGUUCCCGAACCACAGAUGGGUCUGCGCUGGCUGGAGGGACGCUUGGGGAAAGUGUGUGACUUCAUCCUGGCUCGUUCAGUUAGCAUGCAGCCUGGUUUAUUGGAUGUUCUGCAAGCUAUUCUGUUGUCUUCCAGCACCGACUUUCAGAAGAACAAUCCUGUGCACAAACUAACAGCAGAAGAACUGCUGGCAUUCACUUCUUGUAUUCUGUCCCAGCCAAAGUUCUGGUCUGUGGAGGUCACAGCACUCUGCCUCAGGACCAAACUAGAGAGAGGGAGAACUCGGUGUGUUGAGAGAGCCAUGAUGCAAACUCAGGCAAUAGUCGAUCAUUUUGAAGACCAGAGCUGUCCUGUGAGCGAGCGCCUCAAAGUGUUCUACUGCUGCCAAGUACCGCCCAGAUGGGCCGUCCAGAAGCUGCUGGCCAGCCUGCUGAUAGACCUGGGCUGCAUCAGCUCAGCUCUGCUGCUCUACCAGCAGCUGCAGCUGUGGGAGGACGCCGUGGUCUGCUACGAGAAGCUGGGCCAGCACGGAAAGGCUGAGGAGAUUGUGCGCAGAGAGCUGGAGAAGAAGGAGACUCCGAGUCUGUACUGUUUGCUUGGAGACAUCCUGAACGAGCAUCAGUACUACGACCGGGCGUGGGAGCUGUCUGGACGGAGGAGCGCCAGAGCCAUGCGCUCCAAGGCUCUGCUGCACCUCCGGGCCAAGGACUUCCAGCAGUGUGUGGACUGCUUUGAGCAGUCGCUGAAAAUCAACACCAUGCAGCUUGGCGUGUGGUUUUCCCUCGGCUGUGCCUACUUCGCUCUGGAGGGCUAUGAGGGAGCAGCAAGAGCCUUCCAGAGGUGUGUGGGGCUGGAGCCAGAUAAUGCAGAGGCAUGGAACAACCUUUCCACAGCCUACAUCCGCCUCCAGAUGAAAACCAAAGCCUUUCGAACCCUGCAAGAGGCCCUGAAAUGCAACUACGAGCACUGGCAGAUCUGGGAGAACUUCAUUGUGGUCAGCAUUGACAUCGGCGAUUUCGCUGAAGCCAUCAAGGCGUACCACCGUCUCAUGGAUCUGAGGGAAAACUACAAAGAUGUCCAGAUUCUUCAGAUCCUGGUCAGGGCGGUUGUGGAGAAUCUGACUGACAGCCAGGGGGCGCAGGCAGGAACCUUGACCCCGAAACUGAAGGAACUUCUUGGCCGUGUCAGUGCGCGCCACAGCAGCGACGCUGAAAUAUGGCUGCAGUACGCCAUGCUGUAUGGUGGCGGCCGCAGCUCAAACCCAGACGACAACGACAAGGCUCUGCAGUUCCUGUCCAAAGCUCAUCGCUGUGAGGUUCAAGCUAGCGGCUGGGAGAAGGACCCUGUUCUUUUCAAGGAGGUGAUCAGAAGAGCAAUCACCAUGGGAGAAGUGAGCAUCAGCUGCAGUGAGAAGAAGACGAAUCCAGCAGAAUCUCUCCAGUUGCUGUCGUCCAGCCGCCUCAGCCUCCGGAGUCUAGCCACCAAAGCCAAGCAAAUCCACACAGAUGUUGCGACGGGUGAAGUCCAUGCCGAUCUACGGGACGGCGUUGCUGCUCUGGAACGGCUUAUCUCAGAUCUGCAGGAGCUGAGUGGGAGGCUGCGGAACCAGGCCCAGUGAUGCAAACUGCAUCUUUAUCAUGACGUUUUUAUACCUUCAUGUCCACAAUAUAAUGUAAAUGCUUGUUUUAAGGUAUCAAGAAGUAAACUUGAUAAUUAAAUGCU
Poecilia latipinna (sailfin molly) is the source of this 1744-nucleotide messenger RNA. RefSeq names its product tetratricopeptide repeat protein 27-like. The annotation marks the transcript as partial. Gene Ontology annotation, molecular function: protein binding. The transcript has 13 exons. NCBI's taxonomy places the organism in Eukaryota, Metazoa, Chordata, Actinopteri, Cyprinodontiformes, Poeciliidae. The record is from RefSeq and is a predicted model, not a curated record.